CCCCAAUGCAGCCCCUUGGAGCCUCCUUGGCAGGCUCUUGGAGCUGCUGCCUGCAGCAGCUGGAAGCCAAAAGCAGCCCGGGAGCACUGCCCCACAGCACAGCCCGCGCAGCCCCUAAGCCAGUCUGAGAAUGGCUGGCACCCUGGAAGCGCUGCCUGAGGGGCGGCAGUGGCCACAGGAGGCCAGAGCAAAGAAAAGCAGCACCAGGCGGCCCUUUGGUGCUGGUGGCUCUGCCCUCUGGGCAUUCUUGUUAGGUGGACCUGCCCUGGCUCUAGGAGUGAGAGCUAGGCUGUUCUACCCUCUGGUUACUUUGUUUCCAUCUGCAUGCUGCUACAACUGUCCCAAGGGGAAGAAAACACACAGCCAAGCUGGAGCACUGGGCAGGAGGGGAGCUGAGUUUCCUUCCAGCGCCAGGCAUGGGCAGAGCCCUGGCACCUUCCAGAGUGCAGCCCCCCAGUGCAUGACCCAGCUCUCCCCACCAGAAGCCCUCCCGUCAGGGCAAAGGCUCCCACUCUGCCCGACUCUUCCUGCUGGACCUCCAGGCCGUCCCCAAGGCCGCUGGAAGCUCUCAGUGGGCAGUGGGCAGGGGCAGCAGUGGAGGCAGUGCUGCCAGUGGCCCAGAGCCCGGAUGGGGCCUGAUGCCAGUGGCUCUGGGACAUCUCCAGCCUCCUAGAGCGGUGCCAAGGGCAAGAAAUCCCAGAGCAAGCGGUGUGCCAUGGGGAAGAAGCAAGGAGAAAGAGCUGUCUCAGGAAAGCAGGAAAGCCAGCCAAGGGCACGCUGUCUGGGUUGGGCCCUUGUAGCCGGCGGUGUUGCUGAAACCCUGCACUGGGGGCUUACCAGGAGGGGCCCAGUUCCCCCAGCAGUGUGGGCAGAGACGCUGAGCUGCACAGCACAUGUCCUGCCCCAGCAAGUCCCCAGGACCCCCCUGUUGUCCCAAAGCGGGGUCUUUCCUGCUGGGUGCAAGAGGUCGAUCCACACACACGGUCGAGAGCUUUGAUUUAUUGAAACUUCUGCACAGAAGGGCAUGCUGGUUGGCAAGCCCUAAAGCUUAGCAAGGCAAUUCUUGCCACAAGUAACUUCUCUCUCUGAGCCUGGGACAUCCCGCGGCCACGGCUGGCUGCCCAGGGCGGUGGCAGCGCCAGCUGCGGGAUGCAGACAGGGCUGAACCGCGGGGAGGCCGCGGGCAGCGGGGCCGUGCGGGAGCUGUUGGCUGGGACCGGCUGGAGCGUCUGGGAGGGGAAAGCGGGGGAGCCUUGUGCCGGGCACAGCCGGCUGCAAGUAGUUGCAACCAGCCGCAGCCAGUUGUGUGCCCCCUGCGCUGCUGUCCUCGGGGCGCCGGGAAAUGGCCCAUUGUGACAGCGGUGGUGCGUUGCCGAGCCCUUUGUGAUGCGGGACCUGCUUGGGCCCGCGGGCCAUUGUGACAGCGCGGGGCCCCACCCUGCCCGGCAGGCUAUUUAAGAGGGCAGAGCCCUGCAGUGCCCUCUUUCUCCCAGGAGAGCAUCUGUCUCAGGAGGCAGCAUCUCUCUUGGGGGCCUCAGCGGCAGAGGAAGUAGCCGACGCGAUAGAUUUGCAAGAUGAAGAAGUUCAUCGACUUGCAGCCGCGCAAGUGGCUGUCGAGCUGGCAGAGGAAGCACAAGGUGGACAACUGGCAGACGCAGGCAGCAGCGCAGGAAGAGGAGAAGAGCGCCUCUUCUGCUGCUGCCGUGGCUGAGCAGGUGAGAGCAGCAGGGGCAGAGAGCCAGGCAGCUGCCCCACGCAGCCCCAGAGGCGGCGGCCGCGCUGUGCUGGGCACCCUGCAGCGCGUGGCACGCGCCGCCCGCAGCAGGCUCGCGGUUGGGAUGCGGCGGCGUGGCCAGAAGCCGGAGCCACAGAGGGAGGUGGAACAAGGUAUGCAGGCAGCCAGAGCAGGAACAUCCGCAGCAGCAGGGUCAGAGAGGCAGGACUCUGCCCUGCAAAGCCCCUGCUGUCCCCCCAGCCCCUUCCCAAGCCAUCUGGAAGCCCUCAGUGGGCAGUGGGCCGGGGCAGCAGCAGGGGCAGUGCUGCCAGUGGCAGAGAGCCAGGACGAGGCCUGCUCUGAGGAUGAGAGUCUCUGGGAUAUCUCCAGCCUCCUCCAGCUGUCAACAGGGGAUGAAAACACAGAGGAAAGCUGGAGUAGUGGGCAGGAAUGUAGCUCAGUGUCCCUCCCACGCCAGGCCUGGGCAGAGCCCGGGAGCUCUUACACCAGGGCAAAGCCCCCCACCCCGGACGGCUUUCCAGACCGCUGCGCCCUCAGCGCCUUGCCAAGUGACCUGGAAGCUCUCAGUGGCCAGUGGGCAGGGAAAGCAGCCAAGGCCGUCCUCCCAGUGGCACCGAGCAAGGAUGGGGCCUGCUCUGAGGAGCUCUCAGACAUCUGCAGCCUCCUAGAGCUGCCCCAAGAAGAACGCAGCGGAGACCAAAGGUGGAGGAGGAGAGAAAAGAGGCUCCCCGUGCCCAUGCCACGGGAGGCAUGGUCAGAGCCCUGGGACCUUCAAGUGCCCACACCCAGAGCCCGUGCCCCAGUUCGUGGCAGCAGCAGCCCUUACAUUAGGCCACAGGCCCCGAGCCCGGACGCCUGCCCCCCCAGCCCCUCGCCAAGCCAGCUGUCAGCUCCCAGUGGGCAGUGGGCAGGGCUCCCGCACGUCUCCAGGGACUCUGCAGGGCAAGAAAACACAGACCCACCGCUGUCCCCGGAAGAAGACAGCCACGAGGAGGAGCUGUCAGAGAAGAAAGGGGACGGCAUCAAAAUAUACACCAUCUGGGUCAAGCCCUCCCUCAUUCCGGUGCUGCUGGAGCCUCAGCCUGCUGGCCAGGAAGGGCCCAAAUGUCCCUGCGUCAUCUGCGCAGAGGCGGCCCAAGAGGCAGUCGGGGACCCGCGCGGCACAUCUCCUGCCCCGGCGGGUCCCAGGCACAGCCGGCCAACGGCUGCUGCCCCGCAGCGCCCCACAGGCUGCUGCCCCGCCGUGCUGGACACGCUGCAGCGCGCGGCACGUGCCACCCUGAGCAGGAUCGCAGCUGUGAUCCGGCGACGGGGCCGGCGGCCGGGGGAACAGCGGCACCCGGCUCAAGGCAUGGACGCAGCCAUGCUGGCAACAGCCCCAGCAGCAGGGGCAGAGAGCCAGGCAGCUGCCCUGCGCAGCCCCUGCCGCCUCCCCAGCCUCUCGCCCAGCCGACUGGAAGCUCGCAGGGGGCAGGGGGCAGGGGUAGCAGCGCAGACGCUCCUGCCCCUGCCACAGAGCCAGGAGGGGGCCUGCUCUGAGGACCAGAGCCUCUGGGACAUCUCCAGCCUCUUAGAGCGCUGCCAAGGCCCAGAAAACACACCCCAAAGCUGCAGUAGUGGCGCAGCAAGUAGCUCUGGCUCCCUCCCAUCUGAGGCAUGGUCAGAGCCCUGGGACUCUUCAUCGGCCACGUCCACAUCCACCUCCACGGACUGAGCUGCUGGGGGCAGGCUGGCACGUGGCCUUACCACCUGCAGCUGCACUUGAAGGAAGAGGCCUUUUUCCAACUAGACA
Molecule: messenger RNA, 3527 nt
Organism: Pipra filicauda (Wire-tailed manakin)
Lineage: Eukaryota; Metazoa; Chordata; Aves; Passeriformes; Pipridae
Product: flocculation protein FLO11-like
Exons: 2
Coding region: 1575-3449 (624 amino acids)
Source: RefSeq, a predicted model, not a curated record